AUGAGGGUGGCUGAUGGCGAGCAGAGACGACCAGUCGCACAGCUAGUGAUAUCUAUGGUUGGACCAGUCACACAGCUGGUAAUAUCUAUGGUUGGACCAGUCACACAGCCAGUAAUAUCUAUGGUUGGAACAGUCACACAGCUGGUCAUAUCUAUGGUUGGAACAGUCACACAGCUGGUAAUAUCUAUGGUUGGACCAGUCACACAGCUGGCUAUAUCUAUGGUUGGACCAGUCACACAGCUGGCUAUAUCUAUGGUUGGACCAGUCACGCAGCUGGUUUUAUCUAUGGUUGGACCAGUCACGCAACUGGCUAUAUCUAUGGUUGGACCAGUCACACAGCUGGCUAUAUCUAUGGUUGGACCAGUCACACAGCUGGCUAUAUCUAUGGUUGGACCAGUCACACAGCUGGCUAUAUCUAUGGUUGGACCAGUCACGCAGCUGGCUAUAUCUAUGGUUGGACCAGUCACACAGCUGGCUAUAUCUAUGGUUGGACCAGUCACACAGCUGGCUAUAUCUAUGGUUGGACCAGUCACACAGCUGGUUAUAUCUAUGGUUGGACCAGUCACACAGCUGGCUAUAUCUAUGGGUGGACCAGUCACGCAGCUGGCUAUAUCUAUGGUUGGACCAGUCACGCAGCUGGCUAUAUCUAUGGUUGGACCAGUCACACAGCUGGCUAUAUCUAUGGUUGGACCAGUCACGCAGCUGGCUAUAUCUAUGGUUGGACCAGUCACACAGCUGGCUAUAUCUAUGGUUGGACCAGUCACACAGCUGGCUAUAUCUAUGGUUGGACCAGUCACACAGCUGGUUAUAUCUAUGGUUGGACCAGUCACACAGCUGGCUAUAUCUAUGGUUGGACCAGUCACACAGCUGGCUAUAUCUAUGGUUGGACCAGUCACACAGCUGGCUAUAUCUAUGGUUGGACCAGUCACGCAGCUGGCUAUAUCUAUGGUUGGACCAGUCACACAGCUGGUAAUAUCAAAGUUAUUAAUCAGAAUAUGUAUUAGACUGUGUAAGAGAUUAGUCAGGUAUUUGAGGUUGCUGUAUAAGUGUUACAAAAUAUUGAUAAUAGCAACACCCUCUGUAUAUCCCAUCCCUGACGCGUUAUAUUUCUGCCAUUUGAAAUUGCCACCUUAUAAAAGAAGAUGCCAAAAUGUAUAUUCUCUUUAGAGAAGAGGGAAUGUCAAAUUUUGCCAGAUCCCGGCCCAUCCCAUCUUUCUACAGCCGCUCUUCACAGCUGCGCCAUCUGGACUUAAUUAA
Molecule: messenger RNA, 1257 nt
Organism: Pelobates cultripes (western spadefoot toad)
Lineage: Eukaryota; Metazoa; Chordata; Amphibia; Anura; Pelobatidae
Source: the annotation of a GenBank genome assembly